AUGGCUUCGAAGUUUUCAGAGGAGGAUUUCUCCUGUCCUGUGUGCUGUGAAAUCUUCAAGGAUCCUGUUCUUCUGCACUGCAGUCACAGUGUGUGUAAAGUGUGUUUGCAGCAGUUCUGGGAGACCAAAGGAUCCAAAGAAUGGCCUGUUUGUAGGAGGAAGUCAUCUGUGGCUGAGCCUCCCAUAAACCUGGCCUUAAAGAACCUGUGUGAGACUUUCUUACAGGAGAGAAAUUCAAGAAAACACGCCAACCACAAAUUCUGCCCCAUUGAUGAGGCAGUAACAGACUGUAAGGAGAAGCUCAAAACUGCACUGAAGCCCCUACAGGAGAAACUAAAGAUCUUCAAAGACUGUAAACUGAACUGGAGUCAGACUGCAGAAUAUAUAAUGAUUCAGGCCCAACACACAGAGUGGCAGAUUAAGGAGGAGUUUGAGAAGCUUCACCAGUUUCUACGAGAUGAAGAGGCAGUCAGGAUCACUGCACUGAGAGAGGAAGAGGAGCAGAAGAGUCAGAUGAUGAAAGAGAAGAUUGAGAAGCUGAGCAAAGACAUAUACUCUCUUUCAGACACAAUCAAAGCCAUAGAAGAGGAGAUGAGAGCUGAAGACAUUUCGUUCUUAGAAAACUACAAGGCCACAGUGAAAAGAGCCCAGAGCACACUGCAGCAUCCAGAGGAGCUUUCAGGAGCACUGAUCCAUGUGGCAAAACAUCUGGCCAACCUGCAGUUCAGUGUCUGGGAGAAGAUGCAGUACAACUGUUCAGUGUUUGAAGUGUGA
Molecule: messenger RNA, 774 nt
Organism: Neoarius graeffei (lesser salmon catfish)
Lineage: Eukaryota; Metazoa; Chordata; Actinopteri; Siluriformes; Ariidae
Product: E3 ubiquitin-protein ligase TRIM35-like
Exons: 7
Coding region: 1-774 (257 amino acids)
Source: RefSeq, a predicted model, not a curated record